Messenger RNA from Caenorhabditis angaria, 1151 nucleotides. The record is from the annotation of a GenBank genome assembly. NCBI's taxonomy places the organism in Eukaryota, Metazoa, Nematoda, Chromadorea, Rhabditida, Rhabditidae.
AUGACUUGGGAUCAAGCCGGCCCGUUUUGUAGUUCAAUUGGAGGAUCUUUGGUGAAUAUAUCGAGUAGCACAGAAGAUCAGUACCUGGCAAAUCUUACAAUGAUCUCUGCUCUUUGGCUUCAGCCGUGGAUUGGAGCUCAUAGAGCCACCGCAGAUGGAUUAUUCUAUGAUUUGAGUGGUGAGAAGAUAUCCGAUUCAUAUUGGGCUGCAAAUGAACCUGGUGUGAAUGGAGAUUGUGCAAGUUAUCGUGGACUUGGCACAUCUACAGGAAUGCAAGUUACACAGUGUUUCAGUUUGCAACCUGCACUUUGCAAACAGCAACCAGCAUUGUGUCCAAAUCAAACACAAUAUGGGGGAGCUUAUACAAGAUCGGGAAAUAUUACAUCACCCGGAUAUCCUGUGCAAUAUUAUAAUAACUUGGAUUGUAUCUACACUAUUAAUUGUAAGAUAACUAACUUUUUCUGAAAAUUGCGACUCACUUUCAGCUCCAAAUGGCACCUAUAUAACUAUAAAAUUCAGUCCAUUCGACGUGCAAUAUCAAUUUGAUUCUGUAAUAGUUUACGAUGGUCCGAAUACAACUUCAAAAUACCUUGGAGAGCCCACAUUCUUCGGACGGAACUCGUACGAAAGUUCGAGUAAUGUUAUGACAUUUAAGUUCCACACAGAUUCAUCGAUCACAAGUGAAGGAUGGUUAACAACAUGGGCGGCAAAGUGAGUAGGGAUCCUAGAAAGCCCCCGCAUAGUUUUUUGUCUUGCAGACCCGCAACACCAGCAAUUCGUGUAACUGGAACUAAUGGAACUCUACAAUCUGGCAACUAUCCAGAAAAUUAUGAUGCUUAUGCUGAGCAAUUGUAUUAUAUUUCAGUUCAAUUUGAUUUUCAGAUAAACUUGACUAUCACUGAUUUCGAUACUGAAACAAAUUAUGAUGUUUUGCAAGUGUAUAACGCAUCAUAUAUCUCAACCUCUACUCUAGUUGCCAAGUGAGUUACCCUAAAUCUUGGAAAGCCACUUCAAAAUGAUUUUCUAGCUUGUCUGGAAGCUCUGUUGCUCCAUGGAACAUUCUAUCACCCUCCAAUUAUUUGACACUGAAAUUCACUUCUGAUGGAUAUUUACAAAAGAAAGGAUGGUUUGCGAAUUGGUUUAUUCAAUAA